This is a messenger RNA of Otolemur garnettii (small-eared galago), 700 nucleotides long. Its product is annotated as TBC1 domain family member 8-like. Bases 83 to 700 code for a protein of 205 amino acids. Lineage: Eukaryota; Metazoa; Chordata; Mammalia; Primates; Galagidae. The transcript has 5 exons. The record is from RefSeq and is a predicted model, not a curated record.
CCUCUUGAGCGGGAUCGGCCCGGCGCGGCCGGUGGCCGGGGCGAUGUGAGCCGGGGCCCGCGGGCGCGGCCGGACCGCCGCGAUGUGGCUGAAGCCCGAGGAGGUGCUGCUGAAGAACGCCCUGAAGCUCUGGGUGACCCAGAAGAGCAGCUGCUACUUCAUCCUGCAGCGGCGCCGCGGGCACGGCGAGGGGGGCGGCCGCCUCACCGGUCGCCUGGUCGGCGCUCUGGAUGCAGUGCUGGACUCCAAUGCGCGUGUCGCUCCAUUUCGAAUUCUGCUUCAAGUUCCUGGGUCCCAGGUUUAUUCUCCCAUAGCAUGUGGUGAGUUACUGAAUGGAUCAGACGUUUACUGGGCCAUAGCCACUGCACAUAAAGGCUACAAGCUUGGCAGUGUGGCCCGGGCAUGCGGGGCUUUGAGUGGUGUGUUCCUGGGUGCUCGUGCGCUGAUUGCCGAGGAGGCGAGCAGCAGGCUCGCUGAGCAGGAAGAGGAGCCCGAGAAGUUCCGAGAAGCCCUGGUGAAGUUUGAGGCCAGGUUCAACUUCCCCGAGGCAGAGAAGCUGGUCACCUACUACUCCUGCUGCUGCUGGAAGGGCAGGGUGCCCCGCCAAGGCUGGCUGUACCUCAGCAUCAACCACCUCUGCUUCUACUCCUUCUUCCUGGGCAAGGAACGAGCUAAACUAGGCAGUGGGAUUUCAAGGUGA